AUGCUGGAGGAUUUGAUAUCUGUGCAAGACAAGAACGUAUUGAGACCUCAAGAAGGAGAGACUGAGCAGAAAGAGAAGAAGCCAGUACAAGCGCGAUAUGGCAAGAUAUUCAAGGAGAUGGAUCUUGAAGCGAGCAAGAGAGAGAAGGAGGUGGUGGAAAUGAGACCGGAGGUAGAGAAGAUGAAGGAGUGCCGCAAUGGAGAUGAGAGAGUGGCGUAG
This is a messenger RNA of Microthlaspi erraticum, 219 nucleotides long. The record is from the annotation of a GenBank genome assembly. Lineage: Eukaryota; Viridiplantae; Streptophyta; Magnoliopsida; Brassicales; Brassicaceae.